Fibroporia radiculosa is the source of this 1281-nucleotide messenger RNA. RefSeq lists its product as uncharacterized. The coding region runs from base 1 to 1281 and encodes 426 amino acids. The transcript is spliced from 8 exons. Lineage: Eukaryota; Fungi; Basidiomycota; Agaricomycetes; Polyporales; Fibroporiaceae. The record is from RefSeq and is a predicted model, not a curated record. Gene Ontology annotation, molecular function: tRNA (cytidine-N3)-methyltransferase activity.
AUGUCCACCACCAAGGCCGGUCAAUCAAGGAUCCCGAAGACGUCGUCUUCCGUACACGACGUGAGCGCGGAAAAACCUCCAUUCGGCUCGAGAUUUCUUACAGACGAAUCUGAUGUCUGGAGUCAAAAUGCAUGGGAUCAUGUACCUCCUCCAGAUGAUCAGGAAGACAUUAUUACCGCUGCUCUAGCGAGACAGAAGCUGGCACCUGUCCCUGAACAUGAGAAAUCAAAGUAUAACGAGAAACCUUCUAGACACUGGCAUGUUGGCUCCCGUCACGUAAAUAUUUACUGGACGAUGACAAAUGUGAUCACUAGGGAUAACUUUUACAAAAUGAAUGCUAGCAAUUUCUUUCGCAAUCGGAAAUGGCUGCAUCUCGAGUUCCCUGAUCUCGUGAAGGCCGCAGAACCAGAUGCAGGAGCCAUCACCAUAGCAGAGAUUGGCUGUGGUGCGGGAAAUGCGAUAUUUCCUUUGUUAUCUGCCAAUGCCAACCCAUCGCUCCAUCUACGGGCCUAUGAUUAUUCGCCCCAUGCGGUAAAGCUUGUGCAAGCCAAUCCGUUGUAUUUGAAUCCACCGAUGGGUUCCAUCAAAGCUGCAGUUUGGGACUUGACAUUGUCCGAGUUACCGCCUGAGGUUGAGCCAGAAAGUGUGAACAUUGUCAUUUUAGUGUUUGUCUUGAGCGCUUUGCAUCCACAAGAAUGGCACAAAGCUAUUACAAACAUACACAAGAUGCUUAAACCAGGCGGUGUCGUGUUGUUCCGAGACUACGGUCGUUAUGAUCUCACGCAGUUACGAUUCAAGGGUGGGCGGCUGCUUGAAGAUAAUUUAUACAUUCGUGGUGACAAGACGCGGGUUUAUUUCUUUGAAUUAGAUGAACUCGCCUUACUCUUCACUGGAUCUCUGGCACCUGCAACCUCAAAGGCGGCUAAUUCGGUCGAGGUCAUGGAAGAUCUCGAAGACAUCGAGGACACUCGGUCUCCGUCUACCCCUCCCGACCAGCCCACUGACCCAGAUCCAUCAGGACUACUCUUUACCCAGAAAUCAGCUUCAGUAACAACCUCCACAUCUGCUUUCGGAGCGGAAGCAAUCCCUUCGGGUUCGAUUCGCGCACUAAGCAACAUACAUCCUUCAUCUCGACAAACGGAAAUCGAGGAGCAUCCGUUAUUUUCCAUAGAACAGUUGGGGAUCGACCGCCGUCUAAUUGUGAACAGAAAGCGGCAGCUGAAAAUGUACCGAGUGUGGAUGCAAGGAAAAUUUCGAAAGCUGGACAAAAAUGAAAGGUAG